AUGUCUAUUGGAACAAAAAAUAAAAUUUUAAAUCAUGGAUUAUUAAUCAGCAAACAAGGAUUACGAAUUGCCGAUGAGCCGGCGUACAGUUCUGAAAAACAACCUAUUUAUAGUCCGUGUGAAAAAUCACAAAUAAAACUAGUACUUUCGACAAACUGCAAAGAUUCAUUUCUAUUAAAUCAUUUUAUUGAUCCUUCUGAUAUUGAUUCAGAAUAUUAUGACUGGAUAUCUGAAAUUGAUCUUUUAUCAAAUGAAUCAAAUAAAUCAUCCGUUUUUCUAGGAUUACUGUGUCCAAGAGCAGAAUUAAUUUUCGAAAAUAGAAAAUUAAAACCGUUAGACAAGCUAAAUGAUGCAGUAGAAAAGGCAUUAAAACACUACAAUCCCUAUCAUGAAUUAUUGAAAAUAUUUAAAAUUUUUGGGCAUUUUUUACCAAAAAAGAUCAUUUUGGGACACAGAUUAUAUAGAUCAUGUUAUUUAGCUAUGAAGGAAGAUUCGCCAGAACAAUUUACAAAUUGGGAAGAUUUUGGCACGGAUUAUGAUUUUGCAACGUGUAACGAUGACAUUUUGAAUAAAUGGGAAAAAUGUAUAAAAUUACAUACAUCAAACAAUAAUGAUAAAAUUAUAAAAGACAAAAAUGAUUUUUAUGUAUCCUUUUUAUUAUCAACCAAUAAUGAUAAGGUUAUGAGAAAUGAACUAAAUAAAUGGGUUGACUCUUGUUUAAAAAGUGAAAUCGACUUGUGGCAAGUCAUAAAUUGGAAAGGGUUAUAUCCAUUAUAUAAAAUAUUGGAUGAAAAAUUACAAAAAGAAAUUAAAGUUAUACUUGGUAUUGAUGAUCAGACAAAAAAACUUAAGGAAAGAAUUCUUAUGACAGGAGUAAUUCCAAUUGAAGGUUCUACCUAUUACUAUCGUAUAAAAUUCCCCGUUCAUUUGAAUUCCAAUAAUUAUAAAAUUUUUGGAAAACUUGUCACCCAAAAUGGUGAACCGAUAGAUUCAUUAGCUAUUAGGUUUCAAUCAAUGACUAUAUCUGGAUUUUCAGCAAUAAUUGAAAAUUUUGAUGCAAAUAUAAACACACGAAAUAUCUCUGUAUUGGCUUUAGGUAUUCACUCAUCUAAGUGCAAAGAAAAUUAUAAAUUUUCGUCAAAAGUUCCGAAAGAUUUGCCAGAAAACUCCGUUAUUUGUGCAUCUAUCCUGCAUUCCUCAUAUCAUUAUGGAAUUACAUUUACCAUCCAAGAUGACGAUGACAAUGGCGAUGAAACUAAAUUAAUCAUGAAUGUGGAUAAAAAAGAGAUCGUAGAACAUUCUAACAAUGAAGAAGACAUCUUAGAAGAUUUUAGCAGUGAUGAAGAAAAUGACAAUGACAUAUCAGAAGACAAUGAAUAUUUUCUUCAGUGGUGUUGUUUCCUUAUUGAAGAUUAUAAGGAUAUAGAGACUGACAUUAUAACUACUUCCUCUAAAGCGACAAUAAAAAAUUUAAAUAUUGAGCCUACUUCAUCUAAAGCGGCAAUUAAAAAUUUAAACGCGAUAGGUCAAAUGUACCAAGAUGUUCUUUCUUCACGAAAAGAAAAGGAAU
Molecule: messenger RNA, 1570 nt
Organism: Scutellospora calospora
Lineage: Eukaryota; Fungi; Glomeromycota; Glomeromycetes; Diversisporales; Gigasporaceae
Source: the annotation of a GenBank genome assembly